Sander lucioperca (pikeperch) is the source of this 1818-nucleotide messenger RNA. RefSeq names its product threonine synthase-like 2 (gene thnsl2). Gene Ontology annotation, biological process: dephosphorylation; 2-oxobutyrate biosynthetic process. The record is from RefSeq and is a predicted model, not a curated record. Lineage: Eukaryota; Metazoa; Chordata; Actinopteri; Perciformes; Percidae. Gene Ontology annotation, molecular function: pyridoxal phosphate binding. Bases 84 to 1550 code for a protein of 488 amino acids. The transcript has 9 exons.
AAGCCAGAGUCCUCUGCCACUGACAAUUCGAGGUAAACUGGAAGCUGUUAAAAGCAACUCGACAAAAGUCACAGGUUUGUCCGAUGCAGUACUGCAGCACGCGGGGUGGGGUCCAUGGACGGGACUUCCGGGAUGUGCUGUUUUCAGGCUACGCUCCAGACGGGGGGAUGUUCAUGCCCGAGAGUGUGCCUGUGCUGAGCCCAGACACCCUGAGGGGCUGGAGGGGGCUGACCUACACCAAACUGGUGGUGGAGGUUGCCUCACUGUUCAUCCCCACUCAGCUGAUCCCCAGAGAAGACCUGGAGGUCCUAGUGGGUGAAGCCCUGUCUGGUUUCUCAGUGCCUGAGGUGUUGAGAAUCGCCUGGCUGAAGGAGGGUCUGUCAGUGCUGGAGCUCUUCCAUGGAGACACCUUGGCCUUUAAGGACCUGGCUAUGACCUGCACUGUGCGCUUCCUCGACUACUUCCUGCGAAAAGAGAACCGCAGAGCUACUGUUCUUGUAGGUACAUCAGGGGACACAGGUGGCUCGGCCAUCCAGAGCGCCAAAGGUCUCAGUGGGUUGGAUGUGGUGGUUAUUUACCCCCGAGGACGCAUCACUCCAGUCCAAGAAAAACACAUGAUCACCUGCCUGGAGGACAAUGUCCAUGUGUUUGCAGCAGACGGCAGCUCAGAUGACAUAGAUCAGCCUCUGCGGUGUCUUUUUGCCGACCAGGAGCUGGUCAGGUCUCACGGCCUGUUGAGCCUCAACUCAGUCAACUGGUCUAGAGUCAUGAUCCAGCUCGCCCACUUCAUCUAUGCUUACCUGGAGCUCAGUGGUAUGGAGCAGGCCGAGACCGACGGGGACCUGCCUGAGCUGGAGGUGGUGGUGCCCACUGGAGGAGCGGGAAACAUUGCAGCUGGCUACAUUGUAAAGCAGAUGGGAUUGCCCCUGAAGCUGGUGGCCAUGGUGAAUUCUAAUGACAUCGUGCACAGGACGGUAACCAGCGGGGACUUUUCCAUGGCAGCUAAUGUCACACAAACUUUGGCUCCUGCUAUAGACAUCCAGGACCCAUACAACAUGGAGCGAGUGUUCUGGCUGCUGCUAGGCAGAGAUGGAGCUGCAGUGAAGAACAUGAUGGAGGAGUUUCAACAAUCAUAUAGACACUCUCUGCAGGAAAACAACCACAAGCUAUUGUCACAGGUUUUAUCCUCUGGAACAGUGACUGAUGAAGGGAUCCUGGAGACCAUGAGGAGAUGCUGGGAGGAGAACCAGUAUGUCCUGUGUCCUCACACAGCUGUGGCUGUAUGGCAUCACUACCACUGUUCUCACAGCCCCGGGCUCAACAGGUGUUACAUUGCAACAGCAUCUCCAGCCAAGUUUCAGGCAGCAGUGCAGAAGGCUGGCCUGACCUUUGACCUACCUGAGGCAGUGCUGGCAUUGGACAAGUUGGCUAUCCGUUACGAGAACCUGGAGAGAAGCCAGAACUGGUGCAAAGACUGGGAGGACAGACUGAGAGAGAAAAUCCAGUCUGUGAGUUCAGCCAGGAAAAGCAGAGGGACUUAUUACAUCUGAUUAGGAAAGAUUGUAAAAUAGGGUUUUACUUCAAAAACAAUUAACAAUUUCUCUGAGGGGAUCAAUAAAGUAUUUGGAUUCCGAAAACCUGAUUGGCCAUGAAACUGUAAAGGCAGGUGACUCUGGCAGCUUGUCCUUGAUCUAUGUACUUCCUUAUCUUAUCUUCUACAGUGAUGUCAUACACCACAAACCAAUCAACUUAUCACAAUGUUCAAUCUUCCUUCCACAACUGUAAAUGAAUGCUGAAUAAAAGAAAACUGAAGUUGAA